CGCGGGGAGGGGUUGGGGGAGGAGGGAAAGCGGCGAGUAAGAUGGAAGAUGAGGAGGUCGCUGAGAGCUGGGAGGAGGCGGCAGACAGCGGGAGCUUUUGGCCAAUUGAAGCAUGAUGGCUGAAAUAGACAGACGGUUGGAAAAAAAACUGAAGAUCACACAAAAGGAGAGCAGGAAAUCCAAAUCUCCUCCGAAAGUGCCCAUUGUGAUUCAAGACGAUAGCCUUCCCACGGGGCCUCCCCCACAGAUCCGCAUCCUCAAGAGGCCCACCAGCAACGGUGUGCUCAGCAGCCCCAAUGCCACCAGCAGGCCAGCCCUUCCUGUCAAGUCCCUAGCCCAGCGGGAGGCAGAGUAUGCAGAGGCUCGGAGGCGGAUCCUAGGCAGCGCCAGCCCCGAGGAGGAGCAGGAGAAACCCAUCCUCGACAGGCCAACCAGGAUCUCCCAACCGGAAGACAGCAGGCAGCCCAGUAAUGUGAUCAGACAGCCAUUGGGUCCUGACGGGUCACAGGGCUUCAAACAGCGCAGAUAAAUGCAGGCAAGAAAGGAUGCUGCCGCUGCCGCCAUCGCCUCCUGGGUCGUCUGCCAUGGGUCGCACUGCUGUGGCAGACAUCUGGACUUGAGCAGAGGGAAUAACCUGACUUACUUGCACUGUGAUCCCCCUUGCUCCGCCCACUGUGACCUUGAACCCCAUGCACUGUGACCUCUGCCUCCCCCCCUUCCCACUGUGAUUGGCAUGUUGACAAGGGCUGUCCCAAGUCACUAGAAAGGGAAAGGGUGGGGAUUAGGGGAGGAUUAGGGGAGCCUACCAAGGACUCAGAGUAGAGGGUCAGACAGUGCCACUUGGCCACUUGGGGUAAAGCCAGUGCCAGCAAUAACAGUUUAUCAUGCUCACUAAUUUGGGAUUUCAAAACACAAAUGAGAACUCCCCCCACCCACCCCAAGUGCAUGUCGCCAUCACUUAAAAGUUCCAUUGAAAAUA
This is a messenger RNA of Mastomys coucha (southern multimammate mouse), 979 nucleotides long. It is a transcript of the gene Szrd1, whose product is annotated as SUZ RNA binding domain containing 1. NCBI's taxonomy places the organism in Eukaryota, Metazoa, Chordata, Mammalia, Rodentia, Muridae. The record is from RefSeq and is a predicted model, not a curated record. The transcript has 5 exons. The coding region runs from base 113 to 529 and encodes 138 amino acids.